Messenger RNA from Pristis pectinata (smalltooth sawfish), 7704 nucleotides. RefSeq names its product chromodomain helicase DNA binding protein 3 (gene chd3). NCBI's taxonomy places the organism in Eukaryota, Metazoa, Chordata, Chondrichthyes, Rhinopristiformes, Pristidae. The record is from RefSeq and is a predicted model, not a curated record. The transcript has 41 exons. Bases 364 to 6336 code for a protein of 1990 amino acids. Gene Ontology annotation, molecular function: DNA binding; chromatin binding; ATP hydrolysis activity. Gene Ontology annotation, biological process: chromatin remodeling; negative regulation of transcription by RNA polymerase II. Gene Ontology annotation, cellular component: NuRD complex; nucleus; chromatin.
UUGAUGUGGGGAGGGGGGGGAAUGUUGAAAAAUAUUUUGGACGCCAUCUUAUCUUCCCCUUGUAUAUUAAAACAUUUUUUUGGGGCAAGUCCCCUCAACUUUUUUUUAAAAUCUUGUGUGUCAAAAAGACAGAGAGGUGGGGUGGGGGGGGGAGAGAAAAAAAGAAAGCUGAAGCUGGAAAAAGAACAAAAAAAACAACAAAAAGUCUGAGGGAUAACUUUUUUUUGCAGAGUGUGGGUUUUGUUUUGCAGAGAGUUCUUUUUUUUUGCAUGUGUGCAUUUUCUUUUUUUUAAAGAAAAGGGAGGGGGGGGAGAAAGAGAGAAAUUAUAUAGAUUUAUAUGGUUAUUGGGUUCCUGAGAGGACAUGGCAUCCCCACUGAGGCAAGAAGAAGAGGAGGAGGAGGAGGAGAUGGACGAAGGCGGCCCGCUUUUCCCGCCAGCGGCAGAAGAGAAUGUGGAGGAAGUCAUCGAGGGUCACUCUGAAGGUGAAGGUGUCAAAAAGAAACGAAAGAAACUGUUAAAAAAACAGAAAGAAAACAAGCCAGCUAAAACCAAAAAGCGGAAGAGACUGGAAAGUGAGGACGAAAUUGCCUCUGAGCUGGAAGAUCUCAAAGAAAAAUCAGACAGCGGUUGCAGUGACUUUGGCAAGAAAAAGAGGAAGAAACGAAAGGAGAAGAAAGAGAAGAAAAUCAAGCGUCGGAAAAAGGAUCAGGGUGAUGACGAUGAAGAGGAGGAAGGUCGUAAGCCUGAACCGAAGACCUCAGCCCGGCUACUUGAGGACUGGGGGCUGGAAGAUGUGGACCACGUAUUCACAGAGGAUGACUACCGCACUUUAACCAACUACAAGGCCUUCAGCCAGUUUAUGAGGCCUCUCAUUGCCAAGAAGAACCCGAAGAUCCCAAUGUCGAAAAUGAUGACUAUUCUCGGUGCCAAAUGGAGGGAGUUCAGCGCCAACAGCCCGUUCAAGGGAUCGGCGGCUGCAGUAGCAGCGGCAGCCGCAGCGGCAGCAGUAGCAGCUGUAGUAGAGCAGGUGUCUGCCAGCGCCUCGGCGGGAACCCUUUCUGCCUUGCCAGUGCCACCCAUCCGCAAGGCCAAGACCAAAGAGGGCAAAGGUCCUGGUGCGAAAAGGCGGAGCAAGAGCCCAAGGGUCCCAGAAGGAAAGAAGAAAAAGAGGAAGAAGAUGGCUCCGUUGAAGAUUAAGCUGGGCAUAAUGGGAUCAAAGAGGAAGAAAAGCUCCUCGAGUGAUGAGGCAGACUUGGAUGGAGAUUCCGAUUUCGACAAUGCUAGUGUACACAGCUCAUCCAUUCGAUCUGAUAGCUCAGUCGGGCUCCUGAAGAAAGCAAAGCUGAAAGCAAAAGUAGGCAGAAAGAAGAGGAAGAUGAUUGGUGAGGAGGAGGCAGAUGGAUAUGAGACUGAUCAUCAGGAUUACUGCGAGGUUUGCCAGCAGGGAGGAGAGAUCAUCUUGUGUGAUACCUGCCCCAGAGCUUACCACUUAGUCUGCCUGGAUCCAGAACUGGACAAAGCCCCAGAAGGGAAGUGGAGCUGCCCACACUGUGAGAAAGAAGGUAUUCAGUGGGAAGCAAAGGAGGAAGAGGAGGAGGAGGAAGAAGAGGAGGAGGAGGAAGAAGAGGAAGAAGUGGAGUUGGGGGCUGAGCGGGAAGAAGAGGACGAUCACAUGGAAUAUUGUCGGGUCUGCAAAGAUGGUGGAGAGCUGCUGUGCUGUGACGCCUGCCCAUCGUCCUACCACAUUCACUGCCUCAAUCCGCCACUUCCAGAAAUCCCCAACGGCGAGUGGCUUUGUCCUCGCUGUACAUGUCCACCACUGAAAGGCCGGGUCCAGAAGAUUCUUCACUGGAGAUGGGGGGAUCCCCCACAGCCGGUGCCAGUACCCAGGCCACCCGAUGCCAACCCAGAGGACUCUCCACCGAAACCACUCCACGGCCGGCCUGAGCGGGAGUUUUUUGUUAAGUGGGCUGGCUUGUCGUACUGGCACUGUUCCUGGGUCACUGAGCUGCAGCUGGAGAUUUACCACUCGGUGAUGUUCCGGAAUUAUCAGAGGAAGACUGACAUGGACGAGCCUCCUCCAUUUGACUACUGCUCUGGGGACGACGACAGCAAGAGUGAUAAGCGGAAAGCUCAUGACCCCCAGUACGCUGCCAUGGAGGAGAAGUUCUAUCGCUAUGGGAUAAAGCUGGAGUGGAUGACCAUCCAUCGCAUCCUGCAGCACAGCAUUGACAGGAAAGGAAAUUUCCACUAUCUGGUCAAGUGGAGGGAUCUACCAUAUGACCAGGCCACCUGGGAGGAGGACGAGCUGGAAAUCCCAGAUUAUGACUCAGUCAAAGUUGCAUACUGGAAUCACAGGGAGAUGAUCAUUGGGGAGGAUCCAACCAGGCCCAAGAAAACCAAGAAUUUCAAGAAAAUCAAGGAGUUUUUGGCAGACAAGCCUCCCAGCUCGCCUGUAGUAGAGCCAACAAUUAAAUACGAGGUACAGCCGGAUUUCAUCACGGUCACAGGUGGAACCCUGCACAUGUACCAGCUGGAAGGUCUAAACUGGCUGCGAUUCUCCUGGGCACAGGGCACUGAUACCAUUUUGGCUGAUGAGAUGGGACUGGGAAAGACGAUCCAGACCAUCGUAUUCUUAUAUUCUUUGUAUAAAGAGGGACACACGAAAGGCCCCUUCUUGGUCAGUGCUCCCCUGUCCACGAUCAUAAACUGGGAACGAGAGUUUGAGAUGUGGGCACCACAUUUCUAUGUGGUGACGUAUACAGGAGACAAGGAUAGCCGUGCUGUCAUCCGGGAAAACGAAUUUUGCUUCGAUGAUGGUGCAGUUAAAGUCAGCAAGCGGGCAGUCAAAAUCAGGAAUCAGGCACAAGUGAAGUUUCAUGUUUUGUUGACCUCCUAUGAGCUGGUCACCAUUGACCAGGCAGUUCUGAGCUCCAUUAAGUGGGCCUGUCUAGUGGUUGAUGAAGCACACAGAUUAAAGAACAACCAGUCCAAGUUUUUCAGAGUUUUGAACGGUUAUAAGAUUGAUUGGAAGCUGUUGCUCACGGGGACACCUCUACAGAACAAUCUGGAAGAACUCUUCCACCUGCUCAACUUUCUGACACCUGACCGUUUCAAUAAUCUGGAGGGCUUCCUUGAAGAAUUUGCUGACAUCUCAAAGGAAGACCAGAUCAAGAAGCUUCACGAUCUUCUCGGUCCCCACAUGUUACGGCGCCUUAAAGCAGAUGUCUUCAAGAACAUGCCCUCCAAGACUGAAUUGAUUGUGCGUGUGGAGCUGAGCACAAUGCAAAAGAAAUAUUACAAAUUUAUUCUGACAAGAAACUUCGAUGCUCUCAACUCCAAAGGAGGUGGCAAUCAGGUGUCGCUGCUAAAUAUCAUGAUGGAUCUGAAGAAGUGUUGUAACCACCCAUAUCUAUUCCCUGUGGCUGCCAUGGAGGGUGCAAAGUUGCCAAAUGGUGCGUACGAAGGCAGCGGGCUGAUCAAGUCCUCUGGAAAACUGAUGCUGCUCCAGAAAAUGUUGAGGAAGUUGAAAGACCAGGGCCACAGAGUGCUGAUAUUUUCUCAGAUGACUAAAAUGUUGGACUUACUGGAAGACUUCCUGGACUAUGAGGGCUACAAGUAUGAAAGGAUUGAUGGGAGUGUCACUGGUGGAAUGAGACAGGAUGCCAUUGAUCGAUUCAAUGCACCAGGUGCUGUACAGUUUUGCUUCUUGCUGUCGACCAGAGCCGGGGGUCUUGGCAUUAACUUGGCCACUGCAGACACAGUUAUCAUCUUUGACUCAGACUGGAACCCCCACAACGAUAUCCAGGCCUUCAGCAGAGCUCACCGCAUUGGCCAGGCAAACAAAGUGAUGAUCUAUCGCUUUGUCACUCGAGCUUCUGUGGAGGAAAGAAUAACGCAAGUGGCCAAGAGGAAGAUGAUGCUCACUCACCUAGUGGUCCGGCCUGGUCUGGGCUCCAAGACUGGGAGCAUGAGCAAGCAGGAGCUGGAUGAUAUCCUCAAGUUCGGCACGGAGGAGCUCUUUAAAGGAGACAUUGAAGGUGAUAACCGAGACGAAGACAGUAGUGUCAUUCACUACGACGGGGCUGCCAUUGACCGACUACUGGAUAGGAACCAAGAUGCCACAGAGGACACCGAUAUCCAAAGCAUGAAUGAGUACCUGACCUCCUUCAAGGUGGCUCAGUAUGUUGUGCGCGAGGAGGACAAGGAAGAGGAGAUAGAGAGAGAAAUUAUCAAACAAGAAGAGAAUGUGGAUCCUGAUUACUGGGAGAAGCUGCUGCGACACCACUACGAGCAGCAACAAGAGGACUUGGCACGGAACCUGGGCAAGGGCAAGCGGGUCCGCAAGCAGGUUAACUACAAUGAUGCUGCCCAAGAGGACCAAGACUGGCAGGAUGAUGUUUCAGACAACCAAUCAGAAUAUUCAGUAGGCUCGGAGGAAGAGGACGAAGACUUUGAUGAAAGGCCUGAAGGUCGCCGACAAUCCAAGCGUCAGCUCCGAGGCGAGAAGGACAAACCGCUUCCACCAUUGCUGGCUCGAGUGGGUGGGAACAUUGAGGUUUUAGGAUUUAACACUCGGCAAAGGAAAGCUUUCCUGAAUGCAGUGAUGAGGUGGGGGAUGCCUCCUCAGGAUGCUUUCAACUCUCAGUGGCUGGUCAGGGACCUACGUGGCAAGAGUGAGAAGGAGUUCAAGGCUUACGUGUCCCUAUUCAUGAGGCAUUUGUGUGAGCCUGGAGCUGAUGGUGCUGAAACGUUUGCAGAUGGAGUACCUCGUGAGGGGCUCUCCAGGCAGCAAGUCCUGACCAGAAUAGGAGUCAUGUCACUGGUGAAGAAGAAGGUGCAGGAAUUUGAACACAUCAAUGGGAAGUGGAGCAUGCCAGAGUUCAUGCCGGACAUCAGUGCUGAUUCCAAGAAGUCAUCCAGAGCCUCAUCCCCUCUAGUGAAGACGGCAACAACAACCCCAGAGCCUAGCUGCAGCAACACCCCCUGCACUUCAAAACCAGCCACUCCUGCUCCAAGUGAUAAGUUAGAAGGAAGUGCCACUCCUGUUGAGAAGGAACUGACAGAUGGCAAAGAGGAAGAGGCAGACGGUGGCGAAAAGCUGGAAUUGGAGACUCCCAAUGCAGAAGAAGAUCCUGUGGCGAUGGAAAAGCCUGAGGCCCAGCCAUCUGUUAUUGAAGAGGUUAAAGAGCAGCCAGAAGAGGAAAAGGAGAGUGCAGAAGAAGGACAGGAGCCAGUGCUCAAAGAUGAAAAACAAGAGCCUGAAAGGAGUGGCGGGGAAACUCUAGUCGAAAAACCUGAAGCAAACUUGGAGACAAAGGAAAAAACUGAGCAAGAAACAACUGAUGUGAAAGAGGAGACCAAAAUGGAGAAGGAUCUGAAAUCUAGUACCAUAAAGGAUGAAAACAAAAGCAACGGGAGGAGGGAAGAGGACAGGAUGGAGAAGUGCAAGUUCAUGUUUAACAUUGCUGAUGGUGGCUUCACAGAGCUACAUACCCUGUGGCAGAACGAGGAGAGGGCUGCAAUAUCUUCUGGAAAAGUAUCUGAGAUCUGGCACCGUCGUCAUGACUUCUGGCUGCUCUCUGGUAUUGUUGUCUACGGAUAUGCCCGGUGGCAGGACAUUCAGAAUGAUGCCCGCUUUGCAAUCAUCAAUGAGCCCUUCAAGCUGGAGGUCAACAAGGGAAACUUCCUGGAGAUGAAGAACAAGUUCCUGGCUCGACGGUUUAAGCUGCUGGAGCAGGCGCUGGUGAUCGAGGAACAACUGCGGAGGGCAGCCUACCUGAACAUGACGCAGGAUACUAACCAUCCAGCGAUGGCCCUCAAUACCCGUUUCGCAGAGGUGGAGUGCCUGGCAGAGAGUCACCAACACCUGUCCAAGGAAUCACUGGCCGGAAACAAGCCUGCAAAUGCUGUCCUGCAUAAAGUUCUAAACCAAUUGGAAGAGCUGCUGAGUGACAUGAAAGCAGACGUGACCCGCCUCCCCUCCACGCUGUCGCGAGUCCCACCAAUAGCCGCUCGUCUCCAGAUGUCAGAGCGCAGCAUCCUCAGCCGAUUGGCCAACAAAGGAACAGAAUCCACAAAUACGCCGACCUUUCCACCAGGCCCGUACACGACAUCUCAAACUUUCGGUGGCUCUUUUGGGCCACCUGUACCUGUGAGCACGCCAGGCGGUCCAGUGAAUUUCAGUCAGGUGCCAGGAAGCUCCUUUGUAACAGUUCCCCCUACCAGUGAGCAUUCAGCUGCCCGCUUCUGGAGCCCACCCAAGCCAGGGGCACCUCAUCCUCCCGCAGCCUUUUCCACAGCCUCCCACCCAGAGGCCCAUCUCUUUCAGUAACGACAAGCUUCCUAUUAACACGCUGGGAAUCACAGCAUCCAAUGGUCCUUCUGCUUUAGAGAAAAGAGAGAACAUCAAAGAAGGAGUGAACGUGGAAAAGAAAGAAGAGAAGAGAGGGGAAGUAAUAUGUAUAGAUGAUUGACCACCCCUCCUGCUCUCACCAUCAGUUGUGUUUAUAUUUUGUUUUGAGAGAUGAAACACAAGACUAAAGAUAUCCUUCACUUGUGUUUUUGCCCCAGGUGUGUGUGUGUGUGUGUGUGUGUGUGUGUGAGAGAAGGAGGGCCACUUCUUUCAAAGGUGGGUAAGUGACAUAUUAGCAACCCCUCCAAUUCCUUUAUCUCCCUCCAUCCAGCACCCCGAACUCCCAGAGCCAGCAGUCAUGAGGCAAACCACUGCUGGGAGUAGUCAUUGUGUUUCUCUGUCUCGGUGAUCUUAACUCUCAGUAGUUAUAGAAAGUGUGGAACCAUUUCCAUCCGUGACUUAUUCCACCCACUUUUCUUUGGUUCUCUCUCACAGUUGAGACAUAAAAGCGGGCACAAUCUAAACAAGCCAACCUGCUGUCUGAAAUGGGGCUGAGCUCGACAAAUAAGCCCUGUACUGUUAGCUGACCUCAGACCAGUUGCAGUGGUAGGGGAGUGAUGGGUUGAGAGUGUGGGGGAUGCGGUUAGUUCUCAACAUUGUCCCCUGCUGCAAAAUGCACGAGGGACUGUCUCACCAUGGACUCCAUCUCAGCCUCUAAUUACUCAUCAGGGACAAAUCUGCCUCUGCAUGGGGGCUCUGGCCAAUUAUCUCCCCCUUGGCCUAGCUGAUGUGUAGUCGGUUGCAGUAAUGAGAGAGCUGGUGUGAAUCUGUAGGGUGUCAUUGAGUGUGUUGGGUCAGUGAGAAGUGGGCUGGUGGUCUAGAAGGAAUUCUGUGUAGGGCAACCCAGUGACGUAUGAUGUGCAGAAACCUCACUGGGUGCAUAUCAUAAAUUGGUUUCUCUAGAUUCUAUCUGUACUUUGGAUGGGAGGUUGAGAUAAGUUGCAGAGAAAGGAUACUGUAAUUUUGGCAGCAGUUAUAGGAUACUACAGCUUUAAACUAUGUUACAUUACUUGAACCUUACAUAACACCAACUAUUUAUAAGCCCCCCUUUUGCCUGUGUCUAAAGAAGCUGUGGUUCAUAGUAAUCCCGCACCUGAUUGCAUUUCUGGUCCCCUGCUUUCAAAAUGUUUUUGUGCCUGUACUCGAUGAAUCAAAAGGAUGGCCAUUUUAGAAUUAGGAGUCCAUUUUGAAACAACUUGGCUGCUCCAUUAUACAGUAGGCCCGCCAACAAUGGCAAGCCAUGUGUUUUUGUUUCUUUAAAUUAAAUCACUGGAUGGCAUUUUAAGG